AUGAUGCACACUCUCGGUGGCCCACUAGUAACACGGCCGGCCAGGCGACCACGGCCGCGGCCGCGCGACCCCGACGCCGUCGCCGCGGGCUCCGGCGGAGAGAGCUUGCCGCCUGAGCACCCGGUCCCUCCAGGGCCAGCUUUUUGCCGGAACGGGCGUGGUGACCGAGGGUGCGUGCACCACCGGUUUGAGCGCCUUGGUGGCAUGUACGCCACCCACAGGCACCGCCGCGAGAAGGGCGCCCUUGCCCACGACGGCGCCGGCGGCGCAGGCGGAGGCGCGAAGAAGCGCCGUACGUCGCCGGUGCUGUUCUGCUUUGUCGCUGCGACUGUGCUCCUCGGAAAUGCCUAUCACGCCCUGUUCCUGCAGAAGAAGGAAUCAAGUCAUGGCUUUAGUCGGAGAAGGUCGUUGAUGCCUAAUAAACCUCAAGGUGUUAAGUAUGAGCUGCACACGCUCCCGGUGGAUGCUAAGGCUGUAGCGGAUGGGGAUACAAUUACCGUUUACGUUGUCAUUGCUGAUCAUCCAGGGUUUUUCAGUGUGCCUCAGGAAGUGCACAGAGCAGCGACUGACCGUGCCGAAGCACUGAUGGCCAAGAAUUACCAGAGGGCUGAUGAAUUGCAGAAGAUCAUACUUGAUGCAGGAUUCAGGCAACUUACUAACUCAACAGGCGGACAUGUUCUUACGAAGAAAUACCGGAUUAGACUAAGAGGUAUCGAUGCACCAGAGAGCUCAAUGCCUUAUGGCAGAGAAGCAAAAGAGGAGCUAAUGACGCUGGUGCAGGGAAAUAGACUAAAGAUUUCCGUGUAUGGUAAUGAUCGAUAUGGUCGAUUAGUUGCAGAUGUUGAUUGCAAUGGGGUAUUCGUACAGGAACACAUGCUGAAGAAAGGGCUUGCAUGGCACUACAUUGCCUAUGAUCAACGACUGGAGCUCGCCAGGUGGGAGAAUCAGGCAAAAGCGAGUCAAAUGGGUUUAUGGUCUUUGCCGAACCCUGAAAAACCAUGGGAAUGGAGGAAGGAGAAGCACUUCAGGAUUUCAAGAUAGGCUAAACCAGCCGCUAAUUUCAUUUGAUUUACUCUGCAAUCUUCUAGUCGAUAGUCAUGGUUCUGUAGAAUGUGUAGCUUGUACUGUGUAUACAUGCAAGCUUUAACAACUGUUGUAAGGCAAAGCAGUAGUGUUGGUUGAGUGUAACUUGUAAUUCCUGUAACAGGAGAUUGCAUAAGUGAUCCCAAUUUGGGAUGGGAUUUGUUACAUUGGACUGUUGCAAUCCCUGUAACAUAAGACCUGAUUGGUUGUUGUAAUGAUUCUCUAAGUGAUAAACAUGAUCCAUGCAAUGUACUAGUAGUAGUUUGCAGUAAGCCAGUAAGAACAUGAAAUUGUAUGAAUAACAGGAGAUGAAGUCACUGUGAUACC
Messenger RNA from Oryza brachyantha (malo sina), 1410 nucleotides. RefSeq names its product probable staphylococcal-like nuclease CAN1. Bases 1 to 1041 code for a protein of 346 amino acids. The record is from RefSeq and is a predicted model, not a curated record. Lineage: Eukaryota; Viridiplantae; Streptophyta; Magnoliopsida; Poales; Poaceae. The transcript is spliced from 7 exons. Gene Ontology annotation, cellular component: cytoplasm.